Ogataea angusta is the source of this 1362-nucleotide messenger RNA. RefSeq lists its product as uncharacterized. NCBI's taxonomy places the organism in Eukaryota, Fungi, Ascomycota, Pichiomycetes, Pichiales, Pichiaceae. The transcript has a single exon. The record is from RefSeq and is a predicted model, not a curated record. Gene Ontology annotation, molecular function: flavin adenine dinucleotide binding; NADP binding; N,N-dimethylaniline monooxygenase activity. The coding region runs from base 1 to 1362 and encodes 453 amino acids.
AUGAAAAUUUGUAUUAUCGGAGCAGGACCAGCGGGCGUGGCCAUGGCUAAGGCUGUAGCCAUGGAGCCCCGUAACGACCUGGAAAUCCACGUCUACGAGAGAAAUGCCUCGGCAGGUGGGCUGUGGAACUACACGGGCAAAGAGAAGGAGAAAGUCUCCUGCACCGUGCCCGCCACAGACCAGCGCCAAGCCCGCGAAAACACCGUCCCCGGCAUCCCGUACGUGUCUGCCAUGUACGAGCACCUGGAAACCAACAUUGUCAAGGACAUGAUGCGGUACAAAGACGUGCAAUUUCCGCCAGAGUGCGAGACGUUCCCGACGAGACAGGAGGUCGCCGAGUACGUCCGCAAAUACGCCGCCACGAUCCCCGAAAACGUGCGCUUCCACUACAACAGCACCGUCGUCGAGCUCGAGAAGCACGGCUCCUGGCAAUUGACGUACAGAGACACCGUUUCCAAUGCGCUCUCGACCGAAUCGUUUGAUUACGUCAUCCUCGCCCAAGGACACUUCGACCUGCCCUACAUCCCGGAGGUGCGCGGGCUCGCGGAGUGGAACGCCGCGGACCCGGCCAGCAUCGUCCACGCCAAGUACUACAACGACGUGGAGCGGUUCGAGAACAAGACCGUGCUGGUGGUUGGGAACUCUGCCUCCGGCAUCGACAUUGCCACGCAGCUCACCACGUACGCGGGCAGGGUGAUAAUCUCGGCCGCGUCGCCGUCGCCCGUCGCCGACAUCCUCAUCGACAACGCUGCGCAGAUCGGCAAGGUCGACGAGUACCGCGUCGCUGAUCGGUCGGUCGUCACCGUCGACGGCGAGACGGUGUCCGGUGUGGAUUACGUAAUAUUCUGCACGGGGUACCUGUACAGCAUCCCGUUUUUGAAGUCGUACACUGAGGGCGAGCAUGCGAUACUGACGACCGGCGAGCACGUGCGGUAUGUGUACAAGCAGCUGUUCUAUAUUCCGGACCCGACGCUGAUCAACGCCGCGCUCGGGAAGAACAUUAUUCCGUUCCCGUUUGCAGAGUGUCAGGCGCAGUAUGUGGCGCGGGUGAUCAGCGGCCGCGAGCGGCUGCCCUCGCGGGAGCAGAUGAUGCGGGAGUAUGCGGAGGAGGUGGCUGUCAAGGGCGACGGCAAGGGUUUCCACGAGCUGAAGUACCCGGCCGACGCGGAGUACUGCAACCACAUGUUUGAGCUGAUUGAGAACACCAAGUCUGACGGGUUUGUGGCUGAGUACUGGGACGAGCAGCGCAGGGACCUGCGUUCGCGCACGGGCCAGAUCAAGGCGAAGCGUCUGGAGCGGAUUGUGGCGCAUGCGCAGCAGCUGCGACAGAAACACGAGAAGUUCCGGCUGCUGCGUGGCUAG